Messenger RNA from Arachis ipaensis, 469 nucleotides. The record is from RefSeq and is a predicted model, not a curated record. Lineage: Eukaryota; Viridiplantae; Streptophyta; Magnoliopsida; Fabales; Fabaceae.
CUUGCAUGUCCCAGAAUUUUCUAAGUAUGCGAAUAUGGGUGAAGGCAAUGUUGCGGCGGAAGAUGGUAAGUUUAGUGUCGGAAUGGAAUUUGGUUCUAGAGAAUCGGUGAUAUCUGCAAUCAAAAGCUACACUAUCUCUAGAGAAGUUGAUUACAAUGUGUAUGAGUCUGAGCCGCUAAUAUUCUAUGCAAAAUGCAAGGGGUAUGGUGCAGUGUCCAAUUGGCUUAUCCGAGCUAGCUUGAUUCGAAAAAAAUGUUGUUGGGAGAUCAGGAGAUAUAAUGGCAAACACACGUGUACCAUGGGGACGAUUUCACAAGAUCAUGCCAAGUUGGACUUGGACAUUAUUGCAGAUGCUAUUAGGCUGUUGGCUGAAGCAAACCCGUCAAUAAAGGUGAAGUCUAUUAAUGCAGAAGUUCAAUCUAGAUUCAACUACACUAUAAGUUACCGCAAGGCUUGGUUGGCAAAAUAG